UUGUGGAGAGCGGGAGAGAGAGAGAAGUAGAGAAAAGAUUAAAAUCCUUAAAACACUGUGAUCUUGAUUCGUCCAAAACCCAAUAUCCUAUCCAUGGCUGCAGAGACCUCUAACUCAGACUCUUCAUCAAAUCUCAGAAUUAUUGUCCAGCAUAACCCUUCAGACUCUCAACUCUCUCAACUUGGUAUCAAGUCUUGGCCCAAAUGGGGUUGUUCUCCUGGGAAGUACCACCUGAAAUUCGAUGCAGAGAUGACGUGCUAUCUCUUAAGUGGAAAAGUGAAAGUUUACCCAAAAGGGUCUUUGUUGGCGGAGUUGGGCGCCGGCGAUCUAGUGGUAAUACCAAAGGGACUGAGUUGCACUUGGGACGUGUCCGUCACCGUUGACAAACACUACAAAUUCGACUCCUCUUCGCCUCCUCCUUCAUGCUCCUCCUAAUAAAUCCUCCUUUUUUUUUUGGUUGAACAUCUCCUAAUUAAUCUUGUUGGUAUAUUUAGUCAGAGAUCACUAUACGUUUGGAUUAGAAAUCCAUGUUGUUGUUUUUUUUAUUUAAGUUGAUGUUUAUAAACAUGUUUGGGUUGUUUAGACCAUUA
Rhododendron vialii is the source of this 590-nucleotide messenger RNA. RefSeq lists its product as uncharacterized. The record is from RefSeq and is a predicted model, not a curated record. The coding region runs from base 94 to 435 and encodes 113 amino acids. The transcript has 2 exons. NCBI's taxonomy places the organism in Eukaryota, Viridiplantae, Streptophyta, Magnoliopsida, Ericales, Ericaceae.